Capsicum annuum is the source of this 851-nucleotide messenger RNA. Its product is annotated as F-box/kelch-repeat protein At3g23880-like. The annotation marks the transcript as partial. NCBI's taxonomy places the organism in Eukaryota, Viridiplantae, Streptophyta, Magnoliopsida, Solanales, Solanaceae. Gene Ontology annotation, molecular function: protein binding. The transcript has a single exon. The record is from RefSeq and is a predicted model, not a curated record.
UGAAGAGAGUUAUGAUGCAUUCAGUUCCAUUGCAAGAAGAAAUAACUAUGGAAAUCCUCAGCAGGCUACCUGUGCAGCCUCUUCUACGAUUCAAAUGUGUAUCGACGUGUUGGAUGACACUGAUAUCCGAGCCUUACUUUACGUUGAAGCAUCGCAAUCGCGCCAAGAAUGAUCAAAAUUCUCAAAAAUUUCUUGUUAGCCGGAAGGACCUUCUUGAGGACGAGUUUUCUCUGUAUUGUUCUUCUUUAUCAUCGGUUCAACGCAUUGAGGAAGUACAAAAACUUGAUUGUCCUUCUAACGGUAAACCAUGGAGGAGUUGCAAAUUAUAUUGUUGUUACGAUAGCUUGGUGCUUAUCGCGGUUUUUAACUAUUGUGAUAAAACCAAUCAACGUUUGCUAUGGAACCCCUCCACAAGAGAAUCAAUAGUACUUCCGGAUCAAAAAUUUUCACUGGAGCGGUGUUGGUGCACUUGGGGAUUGGGAUAUGACUCAGUUAGCGACGACUAUAAGAUCCUUAAGAUUGAUCUAGAGUCAUGCAGUGAAAUUCUCGCAUUGAAAAGUGGCUCCUGGAGAUUAACGAAUAACUAUCCUAUCGGCAAUCGCCCUGAUUUAUUAUGUACAGAAUCUUUGGUAUUUGUGCAUGGAGCAUUUCAUUGGAUCGAUAAUAUAUCAAGAUCUACGGUAACUGCAUUGAGUAUUUCAAGUGAGGUGUACACAGAGAUACCGUUGCCAGAGAAAAUGCUCUCCAUUUACGACCACAAGUGUGGGCGGCUUGUUUCAGUGUGGCAGAAAAGCUUUGUGUUUAUGUUAAUUAUACGUCUUAAGUGGGGAACACUUUUAGGUUUUGGGUGA